AUGGAGACCGAAUUUUCCGACGAAGUUGCCGCCCUUCUCUGCCCUCCAUCUCAUGCUCAAAUCCAGGAAUACUUCGAGACUCUUCUUGCCGAAAGGAAGUGCUCUGGGCUUAAAGUAAAGCCAGAAGGAGAGCAUGGAAAAGGAGUAUACAGUGCUGUGGAUUUUGAAGAAAAUGACCUUGUUUUGAAGGAUCAAAUGCUUGCCGGUGCACAGCAUUAUUCUAAUAAGAUUGAUUGUAUGGUGUGUAGCUACUGCUUUCGAUUCAUCGGCUCAAUAGAGCUUCAAAUUGGGAGGAAAUUGUAUUUGCAAGAACUAGGCAUUUCUGCAGUUGAUGAAUGUGGGCCAUCUGACGGAGCAGGAUGUAGUGGUUCCUCUGAAAAAAUCAGUCUCCCCCAAGAUACUGUAGAAUCCUUAAUGAACGGUGGCUUGAAGUUGCCCUAUUCAGAGAAUUUUCCUCUGCCUGUUGUUGUUCCUUGUCCAGGAGCAUGCAAAGAGGCUUAUUAUUGCAGCAAAUCUUGUGCGGAAGCUGACUGGGAGUCAUUCCAUUCUUUACUUUGCAUUGGACGAGGAUCAUCAUCAUCAUCAAAUACAGAAGCACUUGUGAAAUUCACAAAGCAUGCUAAUGAAACAAAUGAUAUUUUCAUCCUUGCUUCUAAGGUGAUCUCAUUUAUCAUUCUAAGAUACAGAAAAUUAAAAGCCACUCAACUUGAACAGCAGGGGAAGCGUGAUUCUUCUAAUGGGUACAACAGUUUAAACUUCCCUUUGUUGUUGGAGGCAUGGAAGCCAGUCUCUAUGGGAUUCAAAGACAGGUGGUGGGACUGCAUUGAUCUGCCAGAGGAUGUAGAUUCUUGUGAUGAAGUUGAUUUCAGAAUGCAAAUAAAAGACUUGGCAUUUGAGUCACUUCAGCUCCUGAAAGAAGCCAUUUAUGAUAAAGAAUGUGCUCCAUUAUUUUCUCUCGACAUCUACGGUCAUAUCAUUGGGAUGUUUGAACUGAAUAACCUUGAUUUGGUCGUGGCAUCACCCGUGGAGGAUUACUUUUUGUACAUUGAUGAUCUUCCACGCUCCCAAAAGAAAGAAGCUGAAAAGGUCACAAAGCCAUUCCUUGAUGCUCUUGGGGAGGACUAUUCCAUUUCAUGCCAAGGUACGGCCUUUUUCCCAAUACAAAGUUGCAUGAACCAUUCUUGUUAUCCUAAUGCAAAAGCAUUCAAGCGAGAAGAGGACCGAGAUGGCCAAGCUACUAUAAUUGCCCUGCGGCCCAUUCUAAAAGGAGAAGAGAUAACUAUAUCAUACAUAGAUGAGGAUCUUUCCUACGAGGAGAGGCAGGCACAACUUGCAGAUUAUGGCUUCAGAUGCAAAUGUCCCAAAUGUAUCCAAGAACAACCAUAA
Molecule: messenger RNA, 1386 nt
Organism: Striga hermonthica
Lineage: Eukaryota; Viridiplantae; Streptophyta; Magnoliopsida; Lamiales; Orobanchaceae
Source: the annotation of a GenBank genome assembly